AUUGACGGUACGAGACAAAUGGUCCAGAACCUUUGCUACUGUCGCGUAUUAUUAUUUGUCCGGUGAGCUAUUGUCGUGGCCGUAUUUAUUAGGAUGCUUUUUCACACAUCGCUUCCUUCGUUUUUCGUCGAGGGGAAUACUUUCUAAGACCAUCUCGUCGAAUCGCCGACAGUGGACAAUGUGAAAAGGAGAAAUCCACCAAUAUGUCUUCCUGUGCAGACAGCGGGAAAGGAGAGUCUACUCCGGGGGAUAAUGACAAAACAGAAACCGAAACAAAGGAGGAUGCUGGUCGGCCAUCCGCUGCUUCUUCAUCUACAGUCGCAUCCAUUCUUCGACGAAGAAUGUCCUGGGGUCGAUGUCCGUUCCUCGGUCACUCGUUCUGGGACCCCAGUCUGGAGGAAGCUUACCAGAAAUAUUCUCACAGGCAGAGGAGGAAGUCUCUUGUUGUCGUCAAUCUCGUAGACAUCAUCCUCAAGGUUGUUUGGAUAGUGUCGGACGUUCUGAAUAUUGGUGUAGAAGCAGCUCUUGACCUCAAUCUAUUAGUGCAGGUGGCUCCAUUCCUCAUCUUGAACAUCAUCCUCUGCUUCUGCACCUGCUGCAAAUGCUUCUCCAGGAACUACUUGCACUGGGGAGCUUUGCUCACUUGUCUCCUACUCAAUUUGCAAGCUAGCAUCGGUGUGGAUAUUGAAAAUGCUAGACUCAUUCUCAAAGAUGGGACUAUGGAGCUAUUGGGACCCUGGAGGAUCAUCUUCGUCGUGUUCGUCACUUAUUCUAUGCUGCCCUUGUCUCUGCGUUGGUGUCUUUUCUGUGGCACAAUUUCUUCCGUUGCUCACACCAUCAUCGUCGUUUCUUUUACCCCAUUGUCGGAGAGAACAUUAGACUUUGCCAAAAAGGUGCUGACAAAUGCUUUGCUGUAUACAUGCAUUAAUUUAGUAAGCAUGUAUACCAAAUACCUUACAGACAGAGCACAAAGAAAUGCAUUCUUAGAGACAAGAAGAGCGAUAGAGACGAGACACAAAACUGCAAAAGAAAAUAACAAACAAGAACGUCUUUUGCUCAGCGUAUUGCCCCGCUUUGUUGUGAUGGAAAUGAUCAGAGAUAUGGCAUCAGAUGAAGAUGAAGAUUUCCAGAACAAUCGUAAAAUUCUUUCAGCUCAACAGUUUCACCGCAUCUAUAUUCAUUGCUAUGAUCAUGUCAGCAUUUUGUUUGCGGAUAUACAAGGCUUUACCGCUCUGGCUUCCAGAUGUUCAGCUCAAGAGCUGGUUCAAGUAUUAAAUGACUUAUUUGCUCGCUUCGACAGACUUGCACAUGAGCAACACUGUCUUCGUAUCAAAUUGCUAGGUGAUUGUUAUUACUGCGUCAGUGGUCUACCAGAACCACGUCCAGAUCAUGCACACUGCUGUGUGGAGAUGGGAUUACAUAUGAUACACGUCAUCAAGUUGGUGAGAGAGAAGACUCGGGUAGAUCUGAAUAUGAGAAUCGGGAUACACUCAGGAAGUGUUUUGUGCGGAGUUCUUGGUCUUUACAAAUGGCAGUUUGAUGUCUGGUCGAAUGACGUGACGCUUGCCAACCAUAUGGAAUCUGGAGGCAUUGCAGGGAAAGUUCACAUUUCGAAGGCCACCCUGGAUUACUUAGGUGACACCUAUGAAGUAGACCCUGGCCAUGGUGAAACUCGAGAUGCUUAUCUUCGAACUCACGGCGUCGAGACCUUCCUAAUUAGAAAGAACCAACCGUCAGUAUCGCCAUCCAAGUUUUGUCAAUCUUUUCGUGGAUUAAAAAAGACAAUGUGCCGACAAGACAGUCGCAGUGAUGAAGAUGUUGACUGGAAUCCAGAAAUACCUUUCGAAAAUUUGAAUUAUAUGAGGGACUCGAUGGACGAGGAAACAGCAUCCCUGCCACCAGAUGAUGAACCCAAACCUCGAAAAGCUUCCACCCAUCGCCCUUUGACACCAACAGUAAGCGAAGAGGUAGAAGAUCUCAUAGAGCAAUCCAUCGAAAUAGAAUCCAACAAGAAGAUGCGCAAAGAUCAUUUGUCGUGGUUCAGUCUGACUUUCAUAUCACCAGACACGGAAACAAAGUUUCAUCAAAUACGCGACAGGGUCUUCCGGUCGAACACCUCGUGUGCCUUCGCAGUCUGGAUUUUUGUCGCCCUCAUUCAAAUUAUUAUGACACCGAAAUCUCUUGUUACGGUUUCAGUGUUUCCGGCUGUAACAUUAUUCUUGGGAGCCACUUUUGCAGCUGUAUGCGCCUCGACGGCAUUGGCACCUUCUGCUGGUUGGGCUCGUGUUUUAGGCUCAGCACUGGACAAUCGAAGGCCUCUAAGGAACGCUAUAUUUUGUGCUACUGUCGCUGCUAUCGUUUUAGGAGCUACGGCGAAUAUGUUUUCUUGUGACGGCUCGUUAUCAUUCAUUCGUGAGAGCCUCAAUCAGACGUCUAUCGAUCCACUUCGAAGCACUUCAUGCACUCAUCCUCAGUAUUUCGUACUGAGCUGGAUCUUGACUAUGGUAGCGUGCGUUUCUUUCUUGAAAGUGCACUACUUGUUGAAGCUCGGUCUGCUAUUAUUCAUGCUCUCGACGUAUCUCUUAUUAAUGCUUGUCAUCUUUUCGGACAUCUUUGAAGGAACUUGUCAAAGGAAAGUCUGUGUUUCUCUGAAAUUCCGAGCUCUCGCUUUGUUGAUUAUAUUUUUCUACAUGGUCAGUUAUCACUGUAGACUGAUCGAGAUCACGUCCCGUUUGGACUUCUUGUGGAAACUGCAGGCUCAAAAGGAACUCCAGGAGAUGCGAGAGCUGAGGCAGCACAAUCAGCAACUUCUCAAGAACAUCCUUCCAGACCAUGUCGCAUCUUAUUUCUUGCUCCAGGACAGGAACUAUGAAGAACUAUAUGCUCAGUCCUACAGCUGUUGUGGCGUGCUCUUCGCAUCAAUUCCUAAUUUUGCAUCUUUCUAUUCUGAAGAUAUUAAUAAUGGCGUGGAAUGCAUACGGUUACUCAACGAGAUUAUUUUUGACUUUGAUCAGUUAUUGGACGAAGAACGAUUUCGACCACUGGAAAAAAUAAAAACAAUCAGCAGCACCUAUAUGGCAGCCUCGGGAUUGAAUCCAAGUAGAAAGGGCCCGGAUGAAUGGGGUCAUCUGACUGCACUCGUCGACUUUGCUUUUGCGAUGAGAGAAGCUCUGGAUGAACUGAACAAACAUUCUUUCAACAAUUUCAAACUGCGCAUUGGAAUCAGUCAUGGUCCUCUGGUAGGUGGUGUUAUUGGUGCCAAGAAACCCGUUUACGAUAUUUGGGGCAACACAGUAAAUGAAGCUAGCCGCAUGGAUUCCACAGGCACAUUUGAUAAAAUACAGGUUCCUAAAGCAACAGCUCAGAUCCUUGAGGCCCAUGGAUAUCUUGUUCAAUUUCGAGGUUCAGUUGCAGUUAAAGGUAAAGGUGAAAUGGAAACUUACUAUGUCUUGGGAAGAAGGAAAUCCGUCGGUCGCCAAAUGUCUGUGGGGCGGCAUCCAAGCGUUCACAAGAGUCUGGCAGCAGUCGUAUAUGGCUUAGUUCGUGCACGUAAGAAGGGUUUAGGAUCCAGCCUUAGUGUCCCAAGUCCCCAAAGACGGCUGGCACCUUUAGUUCCACCACCCUCAAGGCACAAAUUGCACAGAAUUCUGUCAGAAACCCCUCAUCCAGGAAGACGGAAAAGCAGAAUGCGCGAGCGUCGCAUGACCGAUGCUGGAGGAAGCAGUCAUUCCUAUCCCGACAUGAGGAAUGUCAUAGAUCUUGAUUUUAAGCCAGUAACGUGACGCAAAACCAGCAAGGAAAAGUAGAGAAGAAUUACAUGGUGAUGUUAUAUUUUAAAGGUGUUACUUGUGAAGUCAUUAUUUUUUCGUCAUCUGGUGUUUUUGAAAAUAUGUUUUAAUCAAACAAUUAGUUAAUGUUUUUCCUUCAAUGCAUUUAGGAAAUUAGGUGUUUGUGCAUUGUGAAUAUUUCUGCAUUGAUAAAUCGUAUAUGAAAGAAUAUUCUGUUUGAUGAUGCCAACAAAGCCUCUUAAUAUAAUUUUUAAAAAGACAAAUCUAUAUAUGCCAAUUGCUUGAAAAUAAUUUUUUUGACAGCUGGUUGAUAAUGACUUUCUUCAAUGAGUAGAAAUAUGCCACUCCUCAUCAAUGGUUCCUCUAUAAAAACUGUACAUUUUGUUAUUUAUUGUAUCCUUAUCAAACUUUUCCUAGAUAAAAAUCGUAUCAAUCGUUCAAUAUAUUUGUAUUCUUCUAGAAACACAAAUAUUUAUGUUUAAGAUGCUUGAGGAAUUCGUAGUUUCUUUGUGUAUGGAAGCAUCAAUGGUUUCUUUACUAUUAAUGACAGGCACACCCGUCAAUAAAUGUAGUACCCAAUUACACAAGUAAAUAUGAGGUGGUAAUUGUAAAUUUCUCAAUUGAAUCUUAUUCAAAGCAUCACGUUAAGUGUUAUAUUUCACUGAAUAUCAAUGUAAAAUUUUAAAUUGUGUCAUUUGUAGAAUUGUCUCCAAGCUUUUCAUAGUAUUCUUUCAUGUGUAUGACGCAUCACUCAUAUACAUAACAUUUUAGUGUUAUUUUUCAUUAUUUUACAUACAGUAGAUUCGCUUUUUUCUAAAAAGAUACACAUUAUUUAUGAAGAAAAACAUUUAAACUUAUAUCAUCCUUUACACUUCACAGCGAUCCAAAAAUUGUACAAUCCGUCCCUAAUAGUCCACUCUAUAUCUUUUCUAACGGGACGUUUCUCAAACAAAUCGAAAUAAAAAAAAAAGCAAAAUUUUCCAAGAGGCUAAUCUACUGUAUUAGAAAUCCUAUCAUUAAUGUAUAUUUCUGCAUCAUUUUGACAUUUUAUGUAACCAAGAAAGUAUGUAUGUAAACUGUGUGAUCUAAUAAAUGUUAGUUUUCUCUCUCUUAAUGUUACUUAUUUUAAUUUAUAAUUUUGUAUUUACAAAAUGUGUAUACCUUCUUCCCAAUGCUCUUUGUACAUAACAGCGGAAAUAUUAAAAAGAAAUUGUAUUUUAUAAUGACUCUCAAGUCCGCUUCACAAAAUAAAUUGCUGGUGUCCAAUUUUCUAAUUUUCUUAGAACGAUGGAAUUCUUAUAUGCUAUUAUGAAAUGAAACAGAGAAGCAAUUUAAACUCAUUUAUUAUUUUUUAAAAUUUCGCUUGUUCAAGGUUUGUGAAUUAAAUAUCUAAAAUGGUUUUCAAAUCAUAAGACAUUUUUGAGUGCCAAUAACAGUUAAUAAAAAUAUCAUUCAGUAUGUUAUAUUUAAAUUACGGUAUUAUUCGUAUUCGUAAAUCGUAAUUCCAGUGUCAUUGAAAAUUUUACUUUGUUAUGGAUGAUGAUUCUUUGUAGGUUUUCUACGUCUGUUUCAAAUCAAAAUAGGAACUUUUCAAAGACUACAUUUAAAGAAACUAAAUUCUUUUUUAACAGAACAAAAAAUGCUGUUCGAAGACGUAAUUAAUAACUAUAAAGUUAUAUUUUUAUUUUUGUUUUCCUGAACGAAAUAAAGGGAAUAGCAGUUUUUCUAAACAAAAACGGUGUAAAAGGCUUCAAAUGCCAUAUUAUAGUAAUGGUAUUUAAUUGUACUUACGGCACACCAAAAACGAACAAUUAAAACGCGCUGUAAAGAAAAAGCAAGACAAUAAAACGCUAAUAAAAUAUAAAAUAUAGAAGAUAAUAAAACUAAUGAACAAAGAUCGACAAAUGAAAUGCGAAAAAUUAUUUCUGCAGAUCUCAUUUAAUUCAUUGAAUAAAUUUUGAGCAUUGAAUUCUAA
Argiope bruennichi is the source of this 5763-nucleotide messenger RNA. RefSeq names its product adenylyl cyclase 78C-like. Gene Ontology annotation, molecular function: adenylate cyclase activity. Lineage: Eukaryota; Metazoa; Arthropoda; Arachnida; Araneae; Araneidae. Gene Ontology annotation, cellular component: plasma membrane. Gene Ontology annotation, biological process: intracellular signal transduction; adenylate cyclase-activating G protein-coupled receptor signaling pathway; cAMP biosynthetic process. The record is from RefSeq and is a predicted model, not a curated record. The transcript is spliced from 24 exons. The coding region runs from base 204 to 3782 and encodes 1192 amino acids.